GUUACAGAACUAGCCAUCGAUUAUACCUAUUGUGAUUCUAGAGCUGGUGAUUACCCUAAUAAUUACACCAGUGUGCCUUCAGAAUUUAUAUCAGCAACAUUCCCUCAAGUAUCAUCCCCUCAACAAUAUACAUCACAAAUUAAAUGGAGUCGUGAGGUGGUGGCUACAGAAGAAUUUAAAUAUACUAAUUCAGGCGUUUGGCGUUGUCAUCUUAGAUUCCCUGUUCCUUCAUUAAAGCCACCAUUGUUUAUCUACUAUCGAUUAACAAAUUUUUAUCAAAAUCAUCGAAGUUACGUUAAAAGUUUUAACGCUAAUCAGCUCAAGGGCGUAGCUGUUUCUGCAGAUACUCUAAAAGGGGGUGCCUGUAGUCCAAUGGCAAUCACCAACGAUAACAAAGCCAUUUAUCCUUGUGGUUUAAUUGCUAAUUCUAUAUUUAAUG
Molecule: messenger RNA, 439 nt
Organism: Dentiscutata heterogama
Lineage: Eukaryota; Fungi; Glomeromycota; Glomeromycetes; Diversisporales; Gigasporaceae
Source: the annotation of a GenBank genome assembly